Molecule: messenger RNA, 13456 nt
Organism: Lymnaea stagnalis (great pond snail)
Lineage: Eukaryota; Metazoa; Mollusca; Gastropoda; Lymnaeidae
Source: the annotation of a GenBank genome assembly
GAUCAGCUGCGAAGAAAACCAGCCCAACAAAAUAACAAAAGCAAAAGCUUAUGUCCAAAGACAGUAGAUUUAACAGUGAUAAUUUAAAAUGCAGAGAAAUCAACGAAUCCUGGCAUAGUAAUUAUGCACUUAACACCAUCAAGGCCAAUUUAUUAUAUUUUAUAGUACAAAGUCAUAGAGAAUUUGUAAUGGGAGAUAUGAUGAUAUAAUAUGAAUUAGUACUUAAAUGUUAAGUCAAAGUCUCAGUCUGACUAGUAAAGUGAAAGUGUAAGUCGUAGCAAGUUAAAGUUAUUAGUAAGUAGGCUAGUUAGUAGUAGCCGUAGUAGUUUUUAGUAAAUAUACUACAUAGUACUAAUGUAAAAUAUUUAAUAAAAUAGUAAUUAUACUGUUACUUAGACUUAGGUAAUAAUACACUACUUAGGUAGUAAUACACUAAUUAAUUCACUAAUAAUAAUAGUAAAUAGUCUGACUCUGACAAUGAUGUGGAUGUGUUUCAGUUUUAGGUGUUCAAUUAAUAAUUUUGGCCUGUCUAUAACAUAACUUCUAUUUAGACCUUAGACUAUUAGCAUUAUUUAUUGUUCUAUUACUUAUAUUAUAUAUGAAUCACAGUACAGAUACUUAAUAUCAGCUCAAUCAGGAUGAAUACUUUCUCUACUAAUAACUAAUAGUAAGGCGUAAGGACUAAAAGAUAUAAAACUUCUUUUUUUCCUCAGUCUGGAGGAAUUUACCAGUGUGCCCCCCCAACCCCCCCCGCCAGCAAUUACCAAAUCUAAAUGAUAGCUAAUGAAGUCAUUUUUGUCACCAAAGGAGUUCACUGAUUGCUUGAUUUUCUAAGUUAGAGAAAUACCUUAGUUAGAUGUCUGGUGUUUAAAUUGUUAUAUAAUUGUUAAAUGUUGUCUUGGUUUAAAUGUAUUUAUUCAUGUGCUGAAAAUGAAUAUGUACAAUGUAAUUUUUUUUAAACAUUUUAUUGGUAUAAAUAAAGAAUCUUAUCUUAUCUUAAUUACUGCCCUGCAUUAAAUUAAGUAGGCUAAAAAUUAAAAUUGUCAACUAAUAGCCUAAGUGAAGGAUAAUUCGAGUAAAUACUAGGCUAAAUAAUUAAGUAGACAUUACUUUCACAAUAUAUUUUAAGGCCUGUAUCGUCAACUUUAUGAUAUUCUUACCCCUCCUAGCCCAAGUUACAAUAUUAAUUGUAAUGGCAAUAAUAAAUACAAAUUUUCUGAGGCUGAAGGCUACAGUGAGAGUCAGUGUAAUGAUGUUUGACAGUUCUAUUACGUAAAAACACCUGCUAAUAUUGUGAACCGACACCGUUUUUCUGACAGAUUUUAUUUAUAUUCGUUUAUUAGUGAAGUGGUUAUAACAAAUGACCUGUUUAAAUAAAAAUCAGUAAAAGAACCAAAAAAAGAAAAAAGAUUUAUAUAAAGUCAAACAAGUCAAAAGAACUUAUAUUUCCACUUGCAUCUCUGCUGUUCCCUAAUAAAGUUUACAAUGAUGCAGAACUAAAUGCAUUUUUAAUUUAUAAAAAAUUGUUCUGGGAAGGGUCUCAAAGAAUCACUUUCAUUAUCUGAUUAUAUUGGUUCAAUUGACCCCUUCCACUUAAUUAACAAAUCAGCAUUUUAAAGUUAAAAACAAAGUUGUGAAAGUCAAAGUGAGCUGAGAACCGUUUAAAGUUAGUCAGCUCUCAAAUGCACCAGCACAGCCCCAACUCAGAAUCCUAAAAAUGGUGACCUAAUUUUAAUAAUGCAUCAAUCUUUUCUAUCUCAUCAUUUAUGCAAAUUAACUUGAUUAAGUUUAUACUUUUUUUUAAGUCAUCAUAUUAAUUUCCACCAUUGUUCACUAUAAAUCCUUUAUAUUAACCACUUUUGUUCAUGGCUGGGUAGUUCUACAACAGUACUGUUGGACUAAAAAAAAUGUGAAUUACAGAAUUGACAGCAAUGGAUAAUGGAUACCUUUGCUAUUUCAGAGACAUCUAAUAUCAAAUGAAAUAAAAGAUAAUGGCAUCUGAUUCAGAAGAAAUUGAGUAUCAAGCCUUAGGAGACCAUCAUUUUAGGCCAGCUGGAUAUCAGAGGCCAGAUGAAGACGAUGAGGAUGACAGUGAGAUAAGUUUACAUGAAGAGCAAGGCUUUCUGAUCCACAUGAGCCCUGAAGUUAAUAAAAGUAUGUUAAUUUAGCUAUUAUAUUCUUAUUUCAUGUUUUAAAAUAGUUUUUUUUGGGACAGUAGUUAGAGUUGAAAUCGAUUAAUUUAUUUUAAUUACCCUUUACAUAAAGUCAUGCUUUUAUAAUUUGGCUAUUUUCAAAUAUUUCAUUAAUAAUUGAAUUGUUCUGUCAAAAUAUUUAGAUGAAAAACAAGUAGGCGUUUUAUUUUAAAGUUUGUACUGUUAAAGAAUAUCUCUAAUAGCUUUCAUGUACCAAAAAAGAACUUACAUGAGAUUUUAGAUAAGUAUGUUAAGUGUGGUUGUUCUAAUAAAAGGGAUAAAAUAUGGGAUGCAACUAAAAGUAAGCUGACCAUAAUUUUUUUUAAUGUUUACAGCUCAGUGGAAUCAUGUAGAUGACUUAGACAAAUUCUUUACAAGUGUUUAUGAAUAUCACCAACGCCAUGGGUUUCAAAAUAUGGUAUUUUCUGAGAUCCUGCAAUUAAUGUAAGUUAUGAGGAAUUUUAAACUGUUCUUUAAAAUGUCAAAAACAUCAAAUAGGGAUUAGUAACAUUAAAUUAUACAUUUUCAUUUUUGAUAGUCAAUUGUAUGCUUCUGGUUAAUUAACAAAUUGUGUAAAUUUUAAACCAGCUUUAUGCCAUUUUUUUUCAGGCAAUUUAUCUUUGUUGUGCUUUUCAUGACCUACUUAAGCUGGUGUGUUAACUACCCAGAGCUAUUUGAUGAGAUACCACACAAUACAACAGUUAAGAAAACUUUUAGUGACAUUACAUAUCCACUGGGAACAUGUAUUUCCAAGUAAGUAUUUAUUAUUCUUAGACAAGAGCAACUCAGUUGUAUGUUAUUUAAAUAUUUGAUUACUUUCAAAACAUAUUUUGCAUAGAUCAUGUGCUCAUCUCACAUUUUGAAAGAUUUCUUAAGAAGAUGUUAAAAAUUGACAAUUACUCAUAGUCUCAUUAUAAAUAGCUUUUUAUACAAAAGAAUUUAUGUUUACUAAUAAAGAACAACAGAUAGUGUGAUAUUACAGCUUAUUGUUGAUGUUAUAAAUGAACAUUUGUGAUCAGUUAUUUUCUAUUUUAUUCCUCUACUCCUCUACAGUUUUAACUUCAUUACUUGGCUUCUAUUAUUUCUCUGCUUCCUGUUUCUGAUUGGGAGAGCCAUCAAAAUGGCUUUUAAUUUCAGCAAUUACAUGAGAACACGUAACUUUUUCAUCAGCGCUCUCAACAUUGAAACGGUAUGUUUAACAUAACGGUUUGGUUUUUUUUAUGUAUGUUGUCAAAUCUGCCAAAAGUCAAUUUAAAAUUAAUGGAUAUUGUUCAGCAUGGGGAUUUUGUAAGCAACAUAAUUUUAUGCUUGUCAAUAUGCAUUGGUUCAAUUUUCAGUCUUUGAAUAUUGAUAUGAAUUAUACAAGUGUUAUUUAAGACAUAUUUUAAUUAUUUUUAUGGAAAUAAGCCGGUUUCAUUGGCUUUUCUGAAAUUUAUUGUGCAGCUUGCUCCAAACAAAAAUUAAUGCAAUCUUUGAGCACUUGUAAACACUUUUUAAAUACUAACAUAGUUAGAAAAAAAAAACUUAAUGUUGAUAUAAACAGUGAUGUAAUCAUUCUCACAAUACUAUUUCAAAUGUAAAACUUUUUUAAUUUUAUUUUCAGCGGGACUUAAGCAAUAUGACGUGGCAUGAGGUGCAGCUGCGAUUGUUGGAAGUACAGAAAGAGCAGCAAAUCUGUAUUCAUAAACAAGAACUUACGCAGUUAGGUAUGUAAGGGUACAAAUACUCUCCCAUAAAGAAAAACAUUUAGCUUACAUCUUGAUAAUUUAAAAUGGGAUUUUUUUUCAAAGAUUUAGCUCACAAGUGCUACAUAUUAAAUUUCUUGGAUACAAGUUAGCAAACCUCAUCCUCAUAAUCAUCAUCCUGAUUCAGUACCCAUUUGAGGCGAUGGUUCAUCUAAGGAAAUCUUAAUAUCACACAUCAGAAUUUUAUAAUAAUUACAUUGGAUUGCAAGAACCUGUGUGAAUCUAACUACUUACAUUAUUUUAAAAGUUGUUUUUUUCCUUCUUUAUUUCAGAUGUCUAUCAUAGAAUUCUGCGAUUUAAGAACUAUCUUGUUGCCAUGGUCAAUAAAGAUUUGUUGCCUCUCAAGUUUCGUUUGCCUUUUGUUGGAGAACAGUAAGAAUGUAAAAAGUAAUGUGAGAAUGAUAUGUGGAUUUUGUUGGCCAAUUUUGUAUGAAAGAGUUUGAAUUUUAAGUAAUGGGAUAAUGUAUACAAUUCUUAAUUGAAUUAUAAUUAAGUUUUAAACUAUCAUCCAACUCCUUUUGCUCCUAAGUUUAUAUGUAUUUCAGUCCUCUGGACUCUUAGUAUGAGAUUUUGUUUUAAUUCUUUCAGUGGAAUCUUAACACAUGGAAUGAGAUUUAACCUUGAGGUUCUUCUGUAUUGUAAGUUACUCAUUUAUCUGUGGUUACAAGCAGUUAAUAUUCUGUUUAAAUAAUUAUAUAUAUAUGUAUGUAUAUAAAUUGUUGAAGAAUUAUUCAUUUGAAAUAGUUCAUGUAUUUUUACAAGCUUAUUUAACAACCAAGCUUUUUCAUCCAUUUCACAAACACUAAAGGUUUCCAAACAAAAUAAUUCUGAAGAAGAAAAUUAAAAUUCACAUCUCAAAUUAUUUUUUUACCAACUCUAUGAUUUACAUCUAUCACAAACUCGAUGUCAGAGCUCACUGUUUGCCUGUCUUUAUUAAGUUUUGUAGUUACAAUGUAUAUUUCUGGGCCAGGGAGUUGUGAUUCAUAGAUUUUUCUUUCAUUGAUUUUUUAGGGAGUCCCUGGUCUAUAUUCAUCAAUAGUUACACAAUGAGAGAAGAGUACAAGAGCCAACAGAAGAGAAAGCAGCUGGCCGAGAGGUUGGCAUAAUUAAUUUCCCUUUAUUUAAAUGUGAAUCAAAUUCACUUUUAUGGCUAUUGGUUAGUUCUUAAAAAAUAGUCAACAUUUUUAAAAUAACAGAUUGAGAACAUUUAAAUCAAAGUUCCAAUUUGUCUUUAGCAAGUAAGUUUUAAUCCUGAUCAUAAAAAAAAAAUAACUUUGUACAUGUUUUCCAUACAGACUAGUGAUCAUUGUUUUUGUGUGGAAAGUCUGUUUUAUAUUAACAAUAAUAAUAAUAACAUAUAAAAUAUAACUAAGGAUUGAUUCUCUGUAAUUAUAUUAAAUGCUUUUUUUUUUUUGCUUCCCAGAUUUUCAACACACAUCCUUAUGUUGGCUCUUCUCAACCUUGUUUUAUGUCCCUUUAUCUUUUUCUACCAAAUUAUUUACUUUUUCUUUCGAUAUGCUGAGGUAAGAACUUAGUAUUCAAGUAUUAGAAUUAUACUCAUGGGAUCUAGAAGGGUUAAAUGGAAAGAACAGCAUUCAUGUUGCAGUCUUUAUUUUGACUUAUUCUGAUUAUAGUUAGCUAUGUAGCUAGUGUUGAUUGCAAGACUAGUAUAAGUUAUUGAUAAUGUUAAAAAAGCAUUCUCAAUCUGAAUACUAUUUUUUAAGUUUGUGAAACGUUCCCCAAGUUUUCUUGGAACAAGGCAGUGGUAUGUAGAAUUAGUUAUUUUUAUACUUAAAUUGUUAGUUUUUUCUUCUCUGGUUUUGAUUUAAGUUAAUGGCAAAUUAUUUUCUGUGUAGAAAAAAAUCUCCAAGACCUUUUCAAAUUUACAUUUUUUUUUAAAAAAAGGUGUAUGCUACCACAAUGUGUUAUCAAAUUAAUUUAUUUGAUUUUCAUUUUUUUUACUUGCCAUUAUUAAAAUACUUAGUAUGGCUUUUAAAAUUAUUUUUUUUCACCAAGGGCUAAUUAUGGUCGACUCUACCUCCGCCACUUCAAUGAACUGGACCAUGAACUAAAUGCAAGGUAAACUUCUAUACUAUGCAGUCUUCUAACAAAACUAAACAUCUUUCACUUGAAAAACUAUUUGAAGAAAUAUUUUUUGUAAAACCAAACACAGCUCACGACAUCCUCGGUAAACAUCGACCAACGCAAAAACCAUGGGUGACAGCUGACAUACUUGAUCUGUGUGAUAAACGGAGGCAGUUAAAGAAAACAAAAAUGGUAAAUACAGAGUGGGCCAUUAAAUAUAGGACAGUUAAUCAAGCUAUCAAAAAAGGUAUGAAAAGGGCAAAGAAGAACUGGAUUGAAGAGCAAUGCUACGUCAUUGAAAAUUGCUUGAAGAAAAACAAUAGCAAAAAGGCUUACCAGUUGGUGAAAGAACUAACCACUGCAAAACAAGGGCGUAGUACUACCAUACAGGAUAAAAAUGGUAAAUGUUUGACCGAAGAAAAUGAUAUCAUCAAACGAUGGACUGAAUACUGUUCAGAGCUUUAUAAUGAAAGUAUAAAGAUAGACCCAGAGAUAGACAAUGAUAACUACCCUAUUCUCCACUCAGAAGUAGAAGCAGCAGCCCAGGCACUCCAAACAGGAAAGGCCGCAGGAGUGGAUAAUAUCCUUGCCGAGUUGAUGAAACAAGGAGGAGAAGUAAUGAUAAGGGCCCUAUUCAAUAUUUGUAACAAAAUAUGGCUUACAGGAGAAUGGCCCAAACCAUGGUUCCAAUCACUCAUCAUCACCCUCCCCAAAAAAGGUAACUUACAGCUAUGCCAAAACUAUCGCACAAUUAGCCUAGUAAGCCAUCCAAGCAAGGUCAUGCUGAAGAUCAUAUUGAACUGACUAAAACCAUAUGCCGACAGAAUCAUUGCUGAAGAACAGGCGGGCUUCAAACAAGGACGGGGCACUACUGAGCAGAUUCUAAACCUCCGAAUACUAUGUGAGAAAUAUGCUCAACACCAACAAAACCUAUACCACGUCUUUGUUGACUUCAAGAAAGCAUUUGACAGGGUUUGGCAUGCUGCUUUAUGAAUGAGGCACUACAACAUCAACACAAACCUAACCAUCAUGAUAUGCGACCUCUAUGAUAAGGCCACCAGUGCAGUCUUCCUCAACAACAACAUCGGAGAAUGGUUCAAGACCACGGUUGGAGUACGACAAGGCUGUCUGCUUUCCCCCACCCUGUUCAACAUCUUCCUAGAGAGAAUUAUGUCAGAUGCUCUGGAAGCGCAUGAAGAGACAGUCAGCAUUGGUGGCAGAACAAUCACCAACCUACGCUUUGCGGACGACAUAGACGUGCUGGCUAGGAACGAAGAAGAGCUAGCCGACCUGGUAAAGCGUCUCGAUAAGACCUCGUCGUCCUACGGCAAGCUAAUCAUUGCCAAAAAGACAAAACUGAUGACAAAUAAUACCUCAGGCAUCACCACUGAAAUUAAGGUCGGGGAGGAAAGAUUAGAGACUGUCAGCCGCUUCAAAUACCUAGGAGCAAUAGUCUCAGAAGAAGGCUCCAAGCCCGAACUGAUGUCCAGGAUUGCGCAGACUACAACAGCACUAAAAAAGCUCAAGAAAAUAUGGAAUGACAAAAAUAUAGCCCCCAGCACCAAAAUCAGGCUGAUGUGCUCAUUAGUCCUCUCCAUUUUCCUGUGUGCCUGCGAAUCCUGGACAUAAACAGCAGAUCUUGAAAGGAAAAUAAAGGCGAUGGAGAUGAGAUGCUUCAGAAGCAUUUUUGGUAUCUGCUAUAGGGACCAUAUCUCCAAUGAAACAGUGAAAGAAAGGGUUCAUCAGGCAAUUGGGGAGUACGAUGACCUACUGUUGACUGAAAAAACGCAAAUUACAAUGGUACGGCCACGUAACAAGGAAACAAGAGCUUGCAAAAGAAAUAUUGCAGGGCACCACAAGAGGAGGGAGAAGAAGAGGAAGACAAAGAAAAAGGUGGUAGGAUAACAUCAAAGAGUGGACAGGACUAACACUGGGCGAUUCAGUGCGUAGUGCUGAAGACAGAGAGGAAUGGAGGAGGAUGGUUCAUAUGUCAUCUGUGGCGCCUCAACGGUCCAAGGACUAAGGGACAGGAGGAGGAGGAAACACAUUUUGGAUGACACCUCCCACCCUCUUCAUCACAGAUACAUAGGAUCGGCCCAUUUGGGGCGAAUUCUUUCCGUCAGGGCGAGGACUGAAAGAUAUAAAAAUUCUUUUGUUCCCUAAUCUGUACAAAUUUACCAGCGUGCUCCCUCUGAAGUCACAAAUCUUAAUGAGAACUAAUAAGUCCCUGAUAUGGCUAAGAGAACUCACUGAAUGUCUGUUUUUUUAUAUUUUUUUACUGGUGAAAUAAUGUAUUAUAAAUGUCUUGUGUUCAAAUUGUUUUAUUUAUGUGCUGAAAAUGUACAAUGCAAUCAUGAAACAUUUCCAUUUGUUUGGAUCAAUAAAAGAAUCUUAUCUUAUCUUCAAUUACAUGACAGAGAAUAGGGCUCAGAUCACUUAAAUAGACAAACUAGUAAUUAAAAGUGUUUCAAUUUACUUAAUCAUAUUUUUGUUUAAAAACUAAAUUACUUUCUUUUAGGUUGAACAGAGCUUACAUUCCUGCAAAAAUGUAUAUGAACAGUUUUACUUCUGCUUCACUGACAAUCUUGGCCAAGUAAGUCUGUAUCAGUAAAAAGACACUGAUACAAAACAUCAUUAUUGGGUAUAACACGAUCCAAGUAUAAUGCGAACCCCUAAGUGUUUGUUUAAAAAGUCCUAAAAUGCCAUCUCCACUUAUAAUGUGAUGUAUUAAUUUUGUUCCAUAGCCAUUAUUAAUAAUAAAAUUGGACUUAAUGAAAGAUAUAUUUAUUCUAAAAUAAAAAUGUCAAACUACUUUAAAUUAUUAUAGUAAAUAAAAUGAAAUACCAAUACAACUAUGCUAAUAUCCUGUCAAGAGGACCUACUUACAUUACUUGCUUUAUGCAUAGAUACGAUGCAUUCUUACUAUUCGAAUGCAAGUAGGUGAAGUAAAUCUUGUCGCAUUGGCAUAAGCACAUAGAGUUUUAUAAAAAAUUGCUUGAAGAAGCAUGUACCUAAAAUGUGAAUCCCUAACUUUAAGUAUCUUUUUAACCAUACAUUUCUCGCAUUAUACGGGGUAACAUACAGUAAGUUAAUGGAUCCAUUUUUUUGUCCAGGUAUGCUGCCUUCUUUACUGGUGCCCCUGCAGCUGUCUUAUUUGUUCUGGGGAUUCUAGAUUUCAAUGAUGUAACAAAAGUGGAACAUCUCUUUACUAUAGCAUCUGUGUGUGGUAAGUUGUACCUGGCAAUAGCAACCUGACAUUAAUUAUUCUUUUGUCUGUCUGUCGGUUGAACUAAUAUUAUAGAUAACUUUAAACACAUCCUAUUUAUUUUUUUAGGGCUAGUUAUUUAUACAGUUUGUUUUCUUAUAGGUAUGGUGGCUACAAUUUGCUCAUCUCUAAUACCUGAUGAGGUAAGAUAACUGCUUCAUUACUGGCGGUCAUAUUAUUUAUUUUAAAGUUUUGCGAGUUUUUAUAUUUAUUAGUUUGUGGUGUAGUGUUGAGGAUUUUUUAAUUUUAAGAUAAUAUAUUAAUUAUGUGUUGCUCUUUAAUUAUAUCACAGAAUGAAGUUUUCUGCCCUGAACGACUGAUGAAAAGUAUAUUAGCCCAAAUACACUAUAUGCCAGAUAAUUGGAAUGGGCGUGCUCAUACAUCCUUUGUUAGAGAUGAGUUUGCCAUGAUGUUCCAAUAUAAAUUGGUAAUUAAUCAAUAAAAUUAUUUGACUCGGGUAAAUUUAUUAUUAUAUGUUUAUAUGAUAUUCCGGGUACUUUUAAAAUUUUAAUUUAUUUUAUGUUUUUUGGGGCAAACUGCUUUUGUAAUAUAGCCAAGGAAAACAUAUGCCCUUGAAAUGUAAUUAUGAAUGUAAGAUUACAUCAAAUCAUGUUUUCUAUGAAAUUUUUCUCUCAUUUUUCCAUUUGUUUCCUCUUCUCCAAUGUCUAUAUUUCUUAUUUAAUUACCUAUUACUUAAAUUACCAUGAUGUUAAAUUUAGUAAUGAAAUUAGAUGGGUAUAUUUUUAAAAUUUAAAACCAAAAGUUUGUAUAAAUCACAGUCAAAGCUGGUUUACAAAAGGGCUUGUUUUUUUAAUUUUAAAUAACUUGAUUAAGACAUAUAUAAAUUACUAUCUUGUAAAUUUAAUGAUACAUCAUUAUUUUGUGUUGUUUCUUAACACUGCAAAACAGGUUUACAUAUUGGAAGAACUACUAAGUCCACUAUUCACGCCUUUCUGGUUGUUGUUUUUGUUGCGACCCAAAUCUAUUCAGAUUGUGGAUUUCUUUAGGUGUUUUACUGUGGAGGUUGCAGGUGUUGGCGAUGUUUGUUCUUUUGCCCAAAUGGACAUAAAGAAACAUGGAAAUCCCCAGGUUUGUUGUUUAGAUAAGGAUAUUUAUUUUAUUGUAAUGAAACAAUGCUGCUGCUUUAUCGUAACGAUGACUAAUUGUUUUGAUGUUUUCAGCAGCUUUUAGCUACACAAACAUUUUGUGCAAAUAAGAAACUGUUAAGGAAAUAUAACUAUGUCAUAACCUUUUUCUUUCUUUUUUUUUUAUAUGUGAAAUACAGUGCAUUUCUUUCCUCAGUGGACCAAAACUGUAGCUCCCAAUGACCAAACUUCCAGAGCAAUGCAAGCUGAAAAUGGGAAAGUUGAACUUUCCCUCAUGCAUUUUACUGUAAGUCUAUAUCAAAACAUCAUCUCAUUUGAAUUCUAUAUCUAUAUAUAUUUAUAAAAGAACACACAGUGCAAUUCUGUUUAUUAAAUAAAUAGUCUCACAGGAAAUUAAUUAUUCUAUUUACAUGAAUGUUUUUUUUUUUGGGGGGGUAGUAUUGUCAAUAAAAUAUAUUAGUUCAAAAUCAAUAGAAUAAGACAUAUUUCACACACCUUUAAUAUUAGUUUACUAAUGUUCAGUAAGAAAAUCAGAGGUUGAGGAUUUCAGUAGUAAAUUUUAGUCAAAUAUAUUUUCAAUAUUGAUUAAAAAUAAUUGUCUAUCUUGUAUGAUUGUUGCAGACGACAAACCCAGAAUGGAAACCACCACAAGAAAGUAAUAUGUUUAUUACUGGCAUUAAAAAUGAAGGUAUUAACAAUAGCAGACUGCCUUAUAACAAUGCUCAAAUCUUCAAUUAAUCAACCCACACAUUUUUCUCAGAUUUGGCCAAUUAUAAAUAAUAUAAAUGAAAAGCCUUACCCAGAGCAAAAUAGUGUUUUACUAAAGCUCAGGAACAGAAUGUAUCUGCCUGGUUCGUUUUUUAGUAGACUGUCAAUGUUUAACUCAUUAAAUAACAAUUAUAUUUUUUUUUUAAGAAACCAAAUUAUUGUAGUUCUAUCAGACAAGAGUAGAAGCUAAGUUUUAGCAAAAAAUCAUCUAUCAGCAAUCAAAUUUUUUGGUCAGAUUUUUACCAGGAGACUCCAGCUGACAAUUUACCAUUUCUGCAGUCUUCCACCUUAUUCUUCAUUUGAAUUAUAUAUUUCUUUUUAUGCAAAAAAAUGAUGUUACUUCUUUAUAAAGGCGAAUAUAUAAAAGCAAAUUAUAUGUACCAAAAUAAUUGCUUGAGCCAAAUCUCCUGCUGGAUUGUUGCAAGUGUAUUAUCUCCAUUAAUCUCAUCCAUAAUUUGCCAAAUCUCUACUUGCAGUUCAAAAAGAGUUACCUGCCCUGACAAGUAUCAUAGCUGAUCCCAUCAGUCUCCCUAGCCUUGGCUAUGUUAACCCUAUCGCACCUUUAUUUGCUGUAAGUAGUCUCUAUCAGAGUCCAUAUUAACUAACUAAGCAUUAAAAAAAAAACCUCCUUUAAUUCUUUAAUGUAUUCCAUUCAUAAAACUUGAGUUUAACAUCCAUACACUAUAAAUUAUUUGAAAUGUCAACCACCAUUUGGUGGUUUAAGUUAUAAAUAUUGUUUAAGGAAUUGGUAAAGUUUGUUUUUUUUAAUUUAAAAAAAAUCUGCUGAAAAUCUGUAUUUAUUAUUAUCCUUCUUUUUACAUUUUUCAUAUCGAUAUGUUAAAUUACAAUAAGAACAUAUUUACUUAAUCAUUGUUUGUGUUUUCAAGGUCUCUGAACACAGAAAAUUUUUUGUAACUUGUUGAUUAUAAAAUUAAAUGAGAUUUAUUUCACUUAUGGUCGUCUUUUCCCGCAACAACUAAAUCCUGCUCGUCAGGGACUGCUGUAAUAACAAAGUCAGGUCUCUUACCUCAAUUCUUUGGGAGCAUUAACCUGAACUUAAGAUUUAACAUUUUUUUCCACAACUUCUUAUUAUAAAUAAUUUUUACAAAGCUUAAAAUUAAAAAAAUAUUUCAUAACAAUAUAUUUUUCUGUGUGUCCAGAUGGGCUCAAGUAUGCAUCACAGUUCAGCCUACCAGCAAGAUCCGGCAACUUCUCUAAGUUCUUUCCCUGGACAGUCACCCAGACUUAGGGGAGGACUUUCCCAUUUUGAUGGACCUAUCCCCUCUUCCACAAAUCUUACAACUAGUUUGACAGGGUCUGACUCAUUCCAUUCUGGCAACUUCACUAUGGGUGCUUUAGAUGAAGGCCAACGAGAAUUACUCUCUGGAAACAUGAGCCUUAGUGUGCUUCAUAUCCAUGAUGCCCACCAUCGUCAACGGCAUUCAGACUUCAGAUCUCGUAAGCAGACCAAUGAGCUCCCAAGUGAGCAACAUGAAACUCAGUUCUCUAACACUGCAAGUAUAUCAAGGCCACAAUUUUCUUUUACGCAAAGACAGCAGCUCCAAAAAAACUUUAGCCCUGGAUCAAAAGCUGCAGUUUUAACAAAAAGGGUAGACCAAGACUUUUCAGCAGAUUCUGUGAUACAAAGUCAGGCUGAGAUACAUAGACUAACAAUGUCUUUUGACAAUGGACAAAGUGUAGCACCCUCCCAGUUCCACCACCCUUUGUUACAGGACUCAGAUGACAUGUACCUUACAUCCGAUUUCUCCAGUCUGCCACCUCUGACAACUCCCGAGCUCCCUUUUGUGCGUCCAGUAAGUGCUGCCAGCACUCCUUCACCUGCCGUGACUCCUAGUGCAAUCCUCAGCUCCAGACUUGUGACUGACCACAUGCCAGAGAUUAAAGAAGACAGCAUUGAGCAUGAGCUGGACACAUCUAGCUCACCUAAAUAAGGUCAAAUCACAAGGAGAGCAACUUCACCUCAUCUUUGAUAUCCAUUUAGUGAUCAGAUUUAUGUGCUAUGUAAUGUAAACAUUUUCAAUACUGGUAGUAUUUGUGAAGCACUAAAGUUGUUGUUUAUUUUUAAUCAUAAAAUGAAAGUGGUAAGUGUGAUGUGGUGAAAUAUCUGUGUUUGGUUUGGUUUCUGCUAUAUAAAUCAUAUUCUCUGUAAUACAUAAUGGACAAAUAAUAUUGAAAUAAUUUGAUAAUUAUUUUUUUUUAAACCUUAAUUUUUAAAAUUUAUCUUUGCAUCAGUUUUGGACAUAAUACAAAUGCUUCAUUAAUUUUAACAUAGAC